Molecule: messenger RNA, 2312 nt
Organism: Aspergillus aculeatus ATCC 16872
Lineage: Eukaryota; Fungi; Ascomycota; Eurotiomycetes; Eurotiales; Aspergillaceae
Product: acyl--CoA ligase
Exons: 4
Coding region: 499-2223 (574 amino acids)
Molecular function (GO): CoA-ligase activity
Source: RefSeq, a predicted model, not a curated record
GAGGAUCUUGCUGGCUGGCAGUGAAGUCUCUCAUUUUCUUGCUGCAUGGCUCAUGCUAAUGAUCUCCAGAAUCGGCCUCUGUGCUCACUUCACCCACUGAGCUGGCAGGUGGCCUUAGCCUAGGUGGUCUGAUCCCCAGGCCAACGGUCGCCGUUAAAAAUCCCCUGUGGAGCCAGGAAGCCAUCUGGAGGACGAAUGUUGGCUGCUUCGCUUGCCUCGGCUUACGCUGGCAGUGGGUAGGCCCGGGCUAAGGCUGCUGAUCAUCUCAACCUCCAAUGAGGCUGUUCACCGAGCCGGUCGAUGGGGCCUGCAGUCAUCCUGUCAUGGUGAAACGCGGCUGAAUGCUUAGGAAGAGCCAAGCAGGGAUCAUUCUGAGGUCAGCAACACCACGGUCUGCGUCUGCUAUUAAAGGCCUUCUCCAUCCACCACUGCUACAUUUUCUUUUCGUCCUUUUGAUACCUCGACACCAGCGAGCAUACAUCCUCUGCAUCUCCUGCCAUGGUCUUUUUUCCGCCCAAGUGGGUAGGCGAAUUGCCUCCCAUCCCUGACACGGUGCCCCUCUGCGACUUCAUGCUCGACGAGCGAUAUGGGCGUGCCCCCAUCGACCAAUCGCCCGCUCCAUACGUUUGCAAUGUCACCGGCCAGGGUUACUCGCCAGCCGAGAUCGUCGAGCGGGUGGAUUACAUGGCCCGGGCCCUUUCUCGCGAGUUGGGCUGGGAACCCAACACCGGGGCAGCAGAAGACAAAGUCGUUGGAGUCUUUAGUAUGAAUACGAUCGACACAAUGCCUCUGUCCUGGGCGGUGCAUCGAUUGUCGGGAAUAGUCUCGCCCGCCAACGCUGCGUAUUCGGCCUCGGAAUUAACCUAUCAGAUAAGGGACUCCAAGGCCACGGUGCUUUUCACUUGUCUACCCUUGCUAGCCACCGCGCUAGAAGCAGCAGCCAAAGUCGGGAUCCCCCGUCAGCGCGUCUUCGUGCUCGAGACGCCCGUCGAACCGGGCCAGUCGGCCCCCGCCGGAGCAUCGGAGUUCAAGACGGUAUCACAGUUGGUCGCCGAAGGCCAGACGCUGCCCCCAGUAGCUCCGUUGAAGUGGCAGACCGGGCAGGGUCGCCGUCAGCCAGCAUUUUUGUGUUAUUCCAGCGGUACUUCCGGGCUGCCGAAAGGCGUGAUGAUCUCCCACUACAAUAUGAUGGCCAACAUCCUCCAAUUCAAGCAAUACGAUGAAUCAUCGGGGAUGCGCACCAAGGGCAAGUCCGAGGUGACGAGCUGUGUCUUGCCCAUGAGCCACGCCUACGGGCUUAACUAUGUCGCGCACUACGCGGCCUACCGCGGCGACCAGACGGUGGUGUUCGCGCGCUUCCAGCUGGAGAGCCUCCUGGAGGCGACGCAACGCUUCAGAAUCACCACUCUCCUCCUAGUCCCACCGAUCGUGCUGCGCAUCGCCAAGAGCCAGGAGCUGUGCCGACGGUAUGAUCUCAGCAGCGUGGUAGGGCUCUUCACGGGGGCAGCUCCGCUGGGAGAAGAGGUCGAAGCAGCGGUGCGAGAGCAGUAUCCCGCCAUGAACAUCGGUCAGGGCUAUGGAAUCACCGAAGCCACCACCGUGGUCGGCCUAACCCCCAUCAUCGACCAAUGGGCCGGCUCCGUCGGCUGUCCGAUGCCAGGCUCGCAGUGGAAGCUCCUCGACCCCGACGGCAGUGAAAUCACCUCGUACGACACUCCAGGCGAGGUCGUCAUCUCUGGCCCCAAUGUGACGAUGGGGUAUCUCAACAACCCUAAAGCCACCGCCGAAUCUUACCGGGACGGCUGGUACCACACUGGCGACGUGGGCGUGAUGCGGCUGAGCCCCCAGGGCAACGAGCAUCUGUUCAUCAUCGACCGGAUCAAGGAACUGAUCAAAGUGAAGGGGCUGCAGGUGGCCCCCGCCGAACUGGAGGCGCAUUUGUUGGCGCACCCCGCCGUGGGCGAUUGCGCCGUCAUCCCCGUGCCCGAUUCCGAGGCCGGCGAGCUGCCCAAGGCGUUUGUUGUCAAAUCGGCGCGGGCUGGCACAGAUGAUGCCGCCACCGUCCAGGCGAUUGUCGCGCAUGUGCAGGGGACCAAGGCCCGACAUAAGUGGCUCAAGGGCGGCGUCGAGUUUGUGGAUCUCAUUCCCAAGAGUCCCAGUGGGAAGAUCCUGCGACGGUUGCUGCGCGAUCGGGAGAAGAAAUCUCGACAGGCGAAGCUCUGAGUGGCGGUGGUAAAGUGGAAGUGGAAUGAAGGUUGACUAAUCGCGCGAGUAUUCAGAGUCACAAAAUAAUGAAAUGCAAUUCCCAGAGC